AGUAAACUAAAACACGAAGGACAUGGUAAUGGUGCGAUUUUUCCGAGUGCAAAAUAUAAAUACGACUUGUGCAUUGUCGCCUUUACAAGUGCUAGUCAACUAAAACGAAGGCGAAAACGCCAUCGUUUUGAACACUGGGAAGAUGCAUCGAAACACGUCGUUCGAAACGGACGGGUAGAGAAGCCGAUCGGCAAAGCUUAUUCCCCGGCAAAACUUUGCAGUCUGAGAAAAAUGUCCGAUGCCUCUCGUCUUUGUAGUCUGAUCGACGAGUAUCUCCGUCCAUACACGGAACCACAGGCGGCGGUGGUUUCAUUAACCAAAGAGAAUGAGAAAGCGAUUCUGAUAGCUCUUUCUAAGGUCGUGAAAGAAAUUCAGCUUUGGACUCGAAAAAUUGAUCGCUUUUCUGAUGAUGGCAAGAAAGUGGAAUCGCCCUAUAGCAGUGCAUGCUCAUGUAGCUGCAGCGCACAUUCCGAGAAUGACCACUGUUUGGCUAAGAUCGUAGCUAACUUGGUAGUGUUGCUAACUUUUGAUAGCCAGUAUGUUCGACAUCUGGCAGGAAAUGCUAUUAGUUUCGUUUCAAAGUUUUUAGCAGCAUCUGAAGGUGAAUGGGACAGAUUCAUCCAUUUCCUAUGCGUUUGCAUGGAAUUGGCCAUUGCCAAUGCACUAUCAUAUCCUUCUGUAACAUCAACCACUGAAGCUGAAGACUCAAAUCAUGAUUCAUUAAACUUAUAUGCUGCUGUAAAUCCUAGACUGAAAAAGGCUGACUUGUCUACAGUGGCUGGCAUUAUUCAAGUUCUACGUAAUAUCUUGAAGUAUUUGAAGCAAGAUGCUGAUGAUCACCUUCUUGAGAUGUUUUUAGAUUCUGUAGAUUCGUGUCUUUCAAAUGUGCGUUGGGAUCUAUUGGAUGAGAUUUAUGAGGGUAGGAACAGGGGCACUCAGAAGAGUUCUUCUGCGGAUGCUUCAUAUCUCAGAAACAUCAAUGGAUUGGAGCCGCGUGUCAUGUUUCUUGGAAUGUUUCUUCAACUACUCUGUUCCUUGGUUGACCAACUUGAUUUCAUGGAAGCCGCAAGUGUUUCCAUAGAUAAGCAUCCAAUUCAUCUUAAAAUCGUGAACCUCGUGCCCAAAUUUUUACACUGGUGCCUUGGUAAGCAAGGAGAGUAUGCCGAUGCAUGCAUCCCUCGGUACUUUAGACACAAGUUGUUGGUCCUAAUGAUCAGGCUUAGUUCUCAAAUACAUCUGAAAUGUUCCAUUCUUGUUUCAUGGUUGCAACUACUCUAUACCUACUUUCAAGAGCUUUUGUGGCAGCCCAUAACUCAACCUGAGUCUUGUCAGGAUCAGUGUCUAGAAGGUUCUCCAUUUUUAUUGAGUGUUUCUGAUGUAGAAAUGCGUGCCCUGCACUCACGCCAUAUACAGAGGCAGGCUAUUUUUCUUUUCAUAAAGUAUUCCUUCAGUUUGAUCAGUCCGAAAGCAGACAAUGACAAGCAAUGUGAAUGCAUAACUCCAAACUCAGGCUUAACCUUAACUUCUGACCUGGACUGUUGCUGUAGAAAGGAGGGUUUAUUAGCGCUCUAUAAGUGGUUUCAAGGGCAUCUUCUAGCUGAAACAUUUCUGGACCAUGAAUUGUAUUUUGAAAGAUGUAUAACCUUUACCUCAUCUUUCCUCCAGUUAUUCUUGCAUGAGGACGAUAUGCUGUUUAAAAUGCUCUUGCAACUGCUUGGUGUACCCUUCUUACCAGAGCAACAAGGAAAAGGGAAUUUUCAGGAUGUGGAGGAGGAUACUCUUUUUCAUCUUUCAAACCUUUUUAAUCCUAUCCACUUAUUCCAUCUAUUUCUUUUAGAGUUACACUAUGAUCACCAAGUCCUUCUUGAUUACCUUAUUUCAAAAGACACAGGAAUCAGUUGUGCAGAAUAUCUUUUAAGGUGCUUACGUAUGGUAUGUGACUCAUGGUGCUUAUUUGUGGAAUUUUCAUUGGAUGGGAAAGGUAUAAAUCAAUCAUCUUACAAAAAAAGAAAAGUGACACUCGGCGGCUCCAAAGUUUUGGCAGAUGUGAUGCCUAGACUUGUGAAAAACAACGAAACUUGUACGUCAGUUGAGAAGGAAUGUAAGCGAGACCAUCAAUAUGGCCAUAAAAAGUAUAUAGCACAGCCAUUUGAAGAAGCCAAGGAGUGUUUGCUUUCGUUGAGAAAUUCUGUUGAAGGUCUUCACGAGAAGAAUCUGUUUCCGUAUAAUCCAAAAGUGCUUCUGAAACGUUUGACAAGAUUUCAGGAGCUCUGCUUGAAGAAAGAGAGAUUUUUUUGAGGAAUUAUUUAGGAGCUUCAACCCCGACAAAGAAUGCAGAGUGUCGUUUGUUUCUUUGGAGUACAGGGUGUCAAUAAGACCAUAUCAGCAGCCGGAGAGGCUUUAGCUGUUCUAGAUUUUUCAGAUGAAUAUGGUUACUGGUGAUGGAAACAGAUCAAGGCAAAGUGUGACAGCAAUAGUUGCAAAUGCCCUGUGCUCAAAAGCUUGUCUCGAGUCCUUCCACAGUGUUGUUACAGAAACAGGCAAUUGAGCAUGACCGCGGAGUUACAACUUUUUGCAAGUCUUUCCACGGAGUUUCAACUUUAAGAAAGUCUUUUAGGCAAAUGGAUGUAUGAUUGUAUUCCCCCCGAUGGAUUCUUGUGAAGUGUGGGAUUUGGCAUAUUCUUCGAGGCUGCUUCUGUUGUGUUUUUAACGACACGAUGUGAACUGAGUAGAGAGAGAGAGAGAGAGAGAGAUAUCAAUGAUGAUUCGUGAUUCGUGAGGCA
Molecule: messenger RNA, 2783 nt
Organism: Carya illinoinensis
Lineage: Eukaryota; Viridiplantae; Streptophyta; Magnoliopsida; Fagales; Juglandaceae
Exons: 13
Coding region: 232-2298 (688 amino acids)
Source: RefSeq, a predicted model, not a curated record